GGCUGUGAGGGCAAGCUGUCCAGCCUGGUGGUGGAGAGUGGUCAGAGAGUGACCGGAGCCUGCCUGGCCCUGUGCCGGACCUGUGGGGAGCUGGCCCUAGCCACCGAGUGUCACGUGUUGAGGCUUGACCACUCCCACGCCCGCGGACUGGGAUCUGUGUGGCUGAGCGAGGCGGUGAGUCAGAGCUUCCUGUCCGGCUGUGGACAGUUUGCCGAGACCACUCUCCGCGGGGCGCUACAGUCGCUGGAUGUGUGUGAGGGCAAGUGUUUGAGAUGGAGGCCGGCGGAGACAGACGAGGCCAAGGACACGACAGCAAGCGGCUAGAACGCUGCGCCGACCUCAUACAGAAAAGUUCCCAGCGUCUGCUGGCUGCUUCGUCUUACACCUACACAAACUCUCCGUCACAAUCUUUAUCCUCAUCAGCAGCACCUUUGCUAUCAUCAUCAUCGUCAUCGUCGUUGUCUUCGUCUUCUGCCAAGUCUUUCCUCAACACGGCCCAGCACCCCCGCGCCCAGACCACCGUCUCUUCCAGCGAGUCCACGUCGCCGAUUGCCUGGUCGCAGCGGGGGUCCAAGAGUUCUGCCUCGUCGCUCGGCGAUACCUCGGGCGUUACCUCCACUCCCAGCACCGCCUCCUCCAAACACAGCAACAACAACAGCAACAACAACAGCAACACCAACACCACCAGCACCAGCAGCUCUACUCCCAGCAGCAGCAGUGAGCGCAGUGUGUCAGCGGGCGACACGUCACAGCUCACCGACGUCAGUCUUCUGUCAGAGUCACAACUGUCGAUGCUGGACGCAGCUUGCCAGGAAGUGACCCUGGCCACCUCCAUGUUCGCAGAGUUUGCUCGCAAGACGUGGAGUACCAGCGGCGGGGGCGCGGCAGAGCGGGGGCGGGUGACACCCAGGGGAGGGAAGCGUUUGUUGCCUGUGUCGCCCGAGAAAGCUGUGGUCACUCCAGCGGUCAGCGCGGCUCAGCUCAGGAAGCUCAACAUGGUCCGCACCAUAGCUCUGGCCGGUCACCAGGGGAGGGAGACGUAGACUCACACACACACACUCAGACACACACACACAGACACACACACACACACAGACACACACACACACAACAUGGUCCACACCAUAGCUCUGGCCGGGCACCAGGGGAGGGAGACGUAGACACACACACACAUAGACACACACACAGACACACACACACAGACACACACACACAUAGACACAC
Messenger RNA from Aplysia californica (California sea hare), 1224 nucleotides. RefSeq names its product mucin-21. NCBI's taxonomy places the organism in Eukaryota, Metazoa, Mollusca, Gastropoda, Aplysiida, Aplysiidae. The record is from RefSeq and is a predicted model, not a curated record.